CGUCGCCUAGUGAUGACUCGGUAAGUCGGAGUUUUACAGAAUGCAUUUAAUUAUACAUUCUCGCUUUCCCCAAUAUCUCCAUGAAAAUCGUUCGUCUAAUAUGUUUUGUUCUCUCUGAUUUAGAAACAAAGUUUACAAACAGCCCACGUCGACGACGUUGUGUCGUCUCACAAAGAGGAUGAUGAGAGCGAACCGUCUAAACAGCCAGGCUUAUUCAGUGCACUCAAGGAUAGUAUUCUACAUGCUGGUGAGACAGUACAAAACACCCUAACUACCAUUCAGACGUCCUUUCCAUCACUAAGUGAUGAUCGAACAGACAAGGGUGAUGAAGAAACAGAGCUGUCAGUUAAAACUGUACAAGAAUCAAAAGAUGAUGAUUCGUCCAAACAACCAUCGUUACUUCAAAAUGUUCAAGAGUCUCUUAGAGAUACAGCUUCGAGCGCCGCUGAAACGGUGAAAAACUUAAUUUGGAAUGCAACGCCAGAAAGUGAGUCGACU
This is a messenger RNA of Didymodactylos carnosus, 498 nucleotides long. NCBI's taxonomy places the organism in Eukaryota, Metazoa, Rotifera, Eurotatoria, Philodinida, Philodinidae. The record is from the annotation of a GenBank genome assembly.